UCACAAAACUACCUCUCAACGUCUCAAACCCCCCCCCCCCCCCUUCUCUCCUCUUCGACUUCAAUAACCGACAAACAACCAACCAACCACAAAAAGAUCUUUAAAACAGACCUACCUACACACCUCACAAAGACCAGACCCCAAAGCUUCAAAUCCUCCAACCAACCCAACACAAACAAUGCGCUCCCAACAACUUCUCCUCCCAGCCCUCCUCGCCGCAGCAGCAGCGGCACCCACCACAACCCUCGCCUCCAACCUCCCGAACAACAACAACCACCUCAACUUCCACAACAACCGCCGCCAACCCCAAGACGUUUUUACAAUCCAAACCAACACCGACGCCAACAACGGCUUCGUCACCACCACCGAAUCAAAUGGGGGGGAUGAUCCAAAAACAUUGACUUGGUUCACGGUGCCUAGUGAUGGGCCUGCUACUACGGUGGAUACGACGACGGCGACGGUGACGAGUACUACUGGGUCGGGAGCGGGAGGGCAAGCGAUGAGUAGUAGUUCGAGUGCUGCUGGGGCGGCUGGGGCGAGGGUUACGGGCGUGGUGGGAUUGGGAGCAAUGGGGGUUUUGGUGGUUGGGUUGGCGGCGGGGUUGUGAAAUGGAGGGAGGGGGUAAAUGAAUGAAGAUGGAAGGAAAGAACGAUGGGAAGGAUGCUUGGUGGUGAUGCUUUUGUGGGUUUUGCUAUUAGGCGUUGCUUGGGAAUUGGGCGGGAUGGUUGGUGGUUUUGGGGGUGUUAACUUUCACAUAUAAAUGCGACUGUUUGAUAGAUCAAUUACAGCAUUUAAAAAGUACA
Molecule: messenger RNA, 803 nt
Organism: Neurospora tetraspora
Lineage: Eukaryota; Fungi; Ascomycota; Sordariomycetes; Sordariales; Sordariaceae
Exons: 1
Coding region: 179-607 (142 amino acids)
Source: RefSeq, a predicted model, not a curated record